Molecule: messenger RNA, 2132 nt
Organism: Dendrobium catenatum
Lineage: Eukaryota; Viridiplantae; Streptophyta; Magnoliopsida; Asparagales; Orchidaceae
Product: AAA-ATPase At2g46620
Exons: 1
Coding region: 350-1825 (491 amino acids)
Molecular function (GO): ATP binding; ATP hydrolysis activity
Source: RefSeq, a predicted model, not a curated record
GAAAAAACUAUUACACCGAAUGAAACUUACAAAUUUAUGGACCGCAUUAUUCAAAUAUUUAUUUAUUUAUUUAUUUAUUUAUCGUUCUUCUCUUCGUAUGAAAAGGGAAGAAGAAAUCAAUUAAUUUCACAAAACCCAUUUAUUUGGACCAAUUCAUCGCCUAACCCCAAAGUCCAAAUGGCACGCCGACUUUUCAUUCCAAGCUUAGAAUUCUCGCCCCCAUUCUUCAUUAACAAAAAGCUGAAAUUUCAAUCACUAUAAAUUUCUUACCAUAAAAGAAAGAAAAUCAAAUGCUUUGAUCUCUAAAACUAUUACCUCAUCUUCUCUAUUCUCCGACUUCCCCAAUCCAAUGAUCGCCUCGUCGGCGGCGAACCUCCUUCGCGCGGUCGUCGCCGUUGUCUUCAUCAUUUCGAUACUUCGGUUCGUGUUGUCUCUGAAAUCCCUGUCAUACCUCCUCGGUCGAUUGUGGCGAUGGGGAGAGGAAAGAACCCAAGCGUACCAGAGCUUCAAUGUCCCGCGAUACGGUGAAGGAUUGCAGGAGAAUCCGUUGUAUAGAAAAGCGGCAGCCUAUGUUGCCACGCUUCCUGCCGCCGAGGAUUCCGAUCACACCAAUCUGUUUUCCUCCGGAGUCCGGCCUAACGAGUUCUCGGCUCAGCUCGCUGCUGGACAGAUUAUUAACGAUUUUUUUCUCGGGGCUCGGGUUUCUUGGACUUUUCACCCAGGAGCCGGCGAUGGGGGAUGCCUUGUGCUCCGGCUUCGGCGGCAGGAUCGGUACCGCGUGCUCCGGCCGUAUCUUCAGUACGUGGAGAACGCUGCGGAGGAGAUCGAGAAUCGUCGGAAAGAGAUUAGGAUGUACACGAUCGCCGCCGGGAAGUGGAGAUCCGUUCAGAUGACGCAUCCAGCCACGAUGGAGACCGUCGCAAUGGAACAGGACAUCAAGAAUAGGGUGAAGUCCGAUCUUGAAUCGUUUUUAAAGGGGCGGGCCUAUUACACUCGGCUUGGCCGCGUGUGGAAGCGAAGCUACCUCCUCCAUGGCCCACCGGGAACAGGAAAAUCAAGCUUCGUCGCCGCCAUGGCGCGAUUCCUCAGCUACGAUCUCUACGACCUCGACCUCUCCGUCGUAUCCGAUUCCGCCGAUCUCCGCUCCCUCCUCCUUGAUACGACCCCGAGGUCAAUAAUCUUAAUCGAGGAUCUCGACCGAUACCUCGCCGCCGGUGGCGAUGUCAGCGGGAUGCUAAACUUCAUGGACGGCAUCUUUUCCUGCUGUACCGAGGAGCGGGUGAUGGUAUUCACUGCAAGCGUCAGCAAGGACAAGCUCGAUUCGGCGGUGACCCGACCAGGUCGUCUCGAUGUCCAUAUCAAUUUUCCCCUCUGCGAUUUCACCGCCUUCAAAACUCUGGCAAGCAGUUACCUCGGGCUAAAAGACCACAAGCUCUACCCACAGGUGGAAGAAGGGUUUCAGACCGGAGCAAAACUAAGCCCCGCCGAGAUCGGCGAGAUCAUGAUCGCUAAUCGAGGAUCGCCGAGCCGAGCGCUCAAAUCCGUUAUCAACGCCCUGCAACGAUCCGCCUCUUUUAACGACGCGGAGAAGACGCUCGUCACGAACUAUUCAUCCGGAAGCCGACGGUUGUCGGAGUCGGAAUUAAUCGAUUGCACUUCAGGGCGAAUGGGGUUAGGGUUCGGGAAGGAUACGACGGUAAGGGAGAUCAGGAAGCUUUACGGUCUUAUAAAGUUGCGGAGCGGAAGCAGACGAGAGGGGACAACGCCGGCGGACGUCGCCGGCAAUGCGGCGGAUGCCGGCGGCGUAGUGGAUGAGAGGAGAUGAUCUAAUUGCAUUGGGACACCGGACAUGUCUGUGUCAGUAGGCGGUUCCGUGUCGUGGGUUUCUGACUGGAGUUGUGGCUCCGCCACGGCAUUAGUUCGAUUCCGUCGUCCCGGAUUCUUGUGGCUGAGUGAUAAAAUUCAAUUUCUUUAGGGUGUAAAUUGUAAAUUCAGGUACAAGUAUCAAUACUUGUGGUUAAGUUUGUCUUUUUUUUUUUGGGAAAUAUGUCUUUUUUUUUUUCAUAGUAAUAGUCUAAUAGACAGUUUUAGAGAAAAAUUUAUCCUAAUUUAUAUAUGAAACUCAUCUUGCA